Messenger RNA from Aspergillus wentii DTO 134E9, 1483 nucleotides. Its product is annotated as NmrA family NAD(P)-binding protein. The record is from RefSeq and is a predicted model, not a curated record. Lineage: Eukaryota; Fungi; Ascomycota; Eurotiomycetes; Eurotiales; Aspergillaceae. Bases 315 to 1373 code for a protein of 352 amino acids. The transcript has 2 exons.
AUCGCUCGCCCCGCUGCCUCUUCCUUCGAUUCCCAUUACAUAUUCCCUUCCCUUCCUGCUUUUCUCUCUUUUCCCCCUCCGCCGCUGCAGCCCACCACCAGACUACCCCACUGCUGCGCCUUUUUUGUCCUUUUGAAGCUGUCCCUUCCUGCUUGUUUCCAAUUGCUUCUUUCUCUCUUCCCCCGGAUUCUUCUUGAUCUUCCCUCCUCCCCAUACUUGGCUACUGGAUACUCCUUUAUCUACUCUUUCUUCCCCCUCUUCUUCCUCCCUUCCUCCUCCUACUACUACCCCGCAUAUUCUUACAAUCUACCCGGAUGACACAACCAAAGAAGACUAUCGCCGUUGUCAACGCCACCGGCCGGCAGGCCGCCUCCCUUAUCCGCGUUGCCUCCGCCGUUGGACACAAUGUGCGCGCUCAGAUCCAUUCCCUCAAGGGCCUCAUCGCAGAGGAGCUCAGAGAGCUACCCAACGUCACACUCUUCCAAGGCCCGUUGCUCGACAAUGUGCCCCUGAUGGACGAACUCUUCAAGGGCGCCAACCUCGCUUUCAUCAACACUACAUCACAAUCCGGCGACGAGGUCGCGAUCGGUCGUGCAUUGGCUGACGCUGCCAACCGCGCCGGCACUAUCCAGCAUUACAUCUACAGCAGUAUGCCUGACCACUCCGUCCAUGGGCCCUGGCCCCCUGUCCCUCUGUGGGCCCCCAAGUUCACCGUGGAAAACUACAUCCGCCAAUUGGGUCUCCCGGCCACCUUUGUCUAUGCGGGUAUCUACAACAACAACUUCACCAGUCUGCCCUACCCUCUCUUCCAGAUGGAGUAUAUGCCCGAUGGGAGCUUUGAGUGGCAUGCGCCGUUUGACCCGGAUACUCCCUUGCCUUGGUUGGAUGCCGAGCAUGACGUUGGGCCGGCGCUGCUUCAGAUCUUCAAGGAUGGUCCUAAGAAAUGGCACGGUCAUCGGAUUGCCCUCACAUUCGAAACCCUGUCGCCCACCCAGGUCUGCGCGGCUUUCUCUCGCGCCUUAAAUCGCCCCUGCAACUAUGUUCACGUGCCGAAGAUCGAGAUCAAGGUGAAUAUUCCUCCAGGUUAUCGGGAACAGCUGGAGGCCCUGGAGCUGGUCUUUGGACAAGGCAAUGCACCUUACUUUCCCCAACCCGAGUUCUCCCGUCCUGCAGCUGGUUCGCCAAAGGGGUUGGGCCCGGCAAAUGGCAAGGGUGCCGGCGCAGGAAUGAUGCAAGGUCCUGGAGGGGUCAUUUCGCUUCGAGUGACCGACGAAGCCCGGCAUUUGUGGCAGGGCUGGCGAGAUAUGGAGGAAUAUGCCCGUGAAGUCUUCCCAGUGGAAGAAGAAGCCAACGGAUUGGACUGGAUGCUAUGAACUGUCCACCAACUUUUUUGACUUCUAUUUUUUUUUUUUUUUUUUCCACCCUUUUUCCCCUUCCAGCUGUUGCGUCAGGUCGCACAGGACGGUCGGUGAGGGGGACCUUG